GCAGGACUCCAGGCCAUUAAUCCAUCUUCCCUUCCAAGGCGAGCCUGUACCUGCGCCUCUCUUGUUUGUCUUGACCUUUUCUUGUCAUCGUGUCUUAAGCCACGCUAAUAACCUGCCCUUCGUGUACCACACACAUACGAUACUCUGCCCCCCACCCGACCAAGUCCGUCACUUCCGUCCUCCCUCUCAUGGGCUCUGGCUCUCGUCAACGACUUCCCCUACACACCACACCACGCUCGUUACUGUAGACGGUGCAUCAUCAUCCCGCCGUCAAGAGAAGAAGAAUACAAGAGAAAAAGAGAAGACGUACAGGUUUCACUCGCUUCUGCCCGACCAUUACUGCUGCGCCAAGUAGCCCUUCGACACAUCCUCCAGCCAUCCACAAUCCAGAGCUCUCCGAAUCCAGCUCCAGAAUCCGCUUUCCAACCCAGCCAGCCAACCCGCCCAGCCCGUCCCAUCCAUCCCAUCCAUCCCAUACCAACCUUGGAAUCCACGGAUCCGACGGCCUCUCCCGCACAGACUGCAUUCAAACGCAACCAGGCAGCUCAGGGACACAACUUGAUCAUCCUCGUCAUCGUGGUCAUCCCAUAGUGUGUGUGCCUUCCCGUCCCAGUCCUCCUCCAACCCCAACCCCCUCGGACUCCCCGCGACUUGACUCGACUCGACCCAACGCUUCCUCCCUUUCGAACCGCUGCACACCAGCGCCACACCGGAGGCCCGACGCGACAACAAACCAACGCUUGAACUUCGCCUUUGACUUCGACGUUGACAUAGACUCGGCACACCUCCAUAGAGGGCGCGCACGAUCUAGGGGUGCCUCGCCACCGAACACCGUACAUGAUAAUACCGAGAGGCGACGAUUGACACGAAGCAUUCCAACGUACAUACCACUACAUACCAUACGCGACAUACAUUGUUCCAAGCAAGACACAACCACGCGCUGGUUCCGGCACCCAUUCUGUUCGGCUGCACGCCACGAGUUCUUGUAUCCAACCGGCCGUCUGCAUUGAACCGAAUAUAUCAACACCAGACAAUAUUGUCACCAUCUGUAAUAUCUAGUCUUUUUUAACCUUCACGAUGGCGCAAACGACCAUCGUCCCCUUCUCGACGCUACCCGCCUGCGUGUCGAGCUGUGGCCCCCUCUACGACGUGAACGGUGCCUGUGUGCCCCCAGCCGCACCAACAGCCGACGCCUCAGCCUAUGACGCCUGUUUCUGUUCCGAUGCCCGCCUCGCCCCAUACUCGACCACAACAGCAGGCCCCUGCGAUGCCGCCUGCGCCGCAGAUCCCUCGGGCCUCGCCAGCCUCACCGACUGGUACAAGGGCCUGUGCGGCAACAUCGCCGAGGUAGCCAGCUCCUCCUCGUCCAGCAGCUCCGGGAGCUCCAGCAGUUCAUCGAGCUCAAAUUCAGGCGGUGGUGGCGGUACUUGGCUCGACGGCCACUGGCGCUGGGUCGUCUUCAUCAUCGUCAUGGUCCUCGGCAUCGCAGGCAUCUGGAUCGGCGCUGCCUUCUGGCGGCGCUCCUACCUGCGCAAGAGGGACCGCCAGUACGCCCUUGGCAAGAACCUCGCCCAGCGGACGAGCUCCGGCCAGAACCCCUACGGAGGCGGCGUGCCCGGCGGGACGCCCACGCGCUCCGACGGCUCCAUGCACCCCGGGCGGCCCGGCGUCUUUAUGCCCGCCAGUAUUUCCGAAGCCAACGUCUACGAGACGGAGAAGCCGGCCAAGACCAAGGACAAGUGGCGUGUCAGGACUUAGAGUGGAUUGGCAAGCAGCGGACCAGCGAAGAAGGGAGGAAACAAGGAAAACAGUAAUGACUCGGCCGAUUAUCUACGACUAUUAAGGGGCUCCUCGGGAGGGUAAACAGCUUCUCGAAGAGGCUGCUGCAUUUGUUUUCUCUACAUGUCAUUCCGGACACACGCCUGCAUCCGAGAAACGGUCUCAACGAGCAGGUUGUGUGGUCCGACUGGCCAGACUACUGGGUCGGGAUACCUCCAAAAAGAAAAGGGCGGGCCGGCGUUUAUUGUCUUUUGGUUUUUGGCUAUUUCCAGAGUGUAGGCGACGACACGUCCGUCCGUACUGCACCCAGGAGGCGUUUUUACCGUGGGGGGCUGAGGCUACGGCUAUCGGUCUUGAUUUUUGGAAGGGGGACAAGGGAACGAGAGAAGUGGAGGAGGGGAUUAUCCUAACAAACUCAACAAUGUGGUUUGUUAUCUAUCGGCCUUGUUUGUGAAGCUUGAGGGGGGAGAGGUACAAGAGAAGUCUUGUUAACAUCCCCCGGCACGCCACUCAUCGCCAGAGCACUCCUCACACUACGAAUCUCCUAGUCUUGUCUCUACUGGCUACAGGCAUCAUAUCAUCUAUAUACAGUCUCAAUAUCAAUAACCUGAACCUGCCAACCUCCACUCCUUCCUCCCUGUACCUGCGCAUCUGUGGGUGGGAGGUGUGGUGGGUGGGAGGAUUUCAGCUCUCACUUA
Molecule: messenger RNA, 2477 nt
Organism: Diaporthe batatas
Lineage: Eukaryota; Fungi; Ascomycota; Sordariomycetes; Diaporthales; Diaporthaceae
Exons: 3
Coding region: 1078-1758 (226 amino acids)
Source: RefSeq, a predicted model, not a curated record